Radiomyces spectabilis is the source of this 2025-nucleotide messenger RNA. RefSeq lists its product as uncharacterized. The record is from RefSeq and is a predicted model, not a curated record. Lineage: Eukaryota; Fungi; Mucoromycota; Mucoromycetes; Mucorales; Radiomycetaceae. The coding region runs from base 64 to 1899 and encodes 611 amino acids. The transcript is spliced from 3 exons.
CCCUUUUUAAGCUCUUUUUUUUUCGUUUCCCCACUCUUUUUGCUUCAAGGAGCUCAUCGACUCAUGCCUUCCACUGCCCAACGCUUACCCAUGUACCGUUCAUCCGGGGCAAGAAUGGGGCAUGUAAGAGGCACGCACCGACGUUGGAAGUUUCGUUACCUCUUCUUCAUCGUUGCGGGUUGUUGGUUACUUCGGCAAUGGAUCCGCUCCAUCGCCACCCUUUCGGAAGACACGGCGGCCCCCCCGCUUGACACGCAAUUCAAAGAACUCGCCAUAGCCCGAACUGCACGUAUCGAUUCGCCGACAGAUACCGUCAUUCCCAAGAUUGUCCAUUUUGUGUACGGUUUACGCGGUCCUGAACCGACCUUGGACUUGGUUCACUACCUCGCCAUCAAAUCAGCUCACGAUGUGCUGUCACCUGAAAAAAUCAUCUUUCACUACCAUUACAUGCCUGUUGGGGAGAUGUUUGAAAAGGCCAAAUCCAUGUUAACCUUGCGCCCCGUACCACUUGUAACCGAAGUGUUUGGUCAACCCGUCUCUCAUUACGCUCAUCAAGCCGAUGUUGUACGACUGACGGCCUUGCAACAAUUUGGCGGCAUCUACCUUGAUUUGGAUCUAAUAUCACUUCAACCCAUCGAUCACUUAUUACAGCAUGAAUUUGUCAUGGCACAAGAAGGCAUAGGUGGUUCAGUCGGACUUUGCAAUGCGAUGGUUAUGGCUCGACCUAACGCGCGAUUUUUGCAACGUUGGUAUGCCACCUAUCGUUCCUUUGACAGCUCUGAUUGGAACUAUCAUUCCGUGGUAUUACCAGGCAAAUUGGCUCCUCACUUUCCCAACGAAAUCACCGUUCUCAAUUACACUGCCUUCUUCUGGCCUCUAUGGGACGGUCCCGGUUUGCGCACGUUGUAUCUCGAGAAAUCCUAUGAUUUCGCCAACAAUUUCGGCACCCACAUUUGGGAAUCGGCCGCCAAUAAGCAUCUCAUGAAAGGCAUCACAGAGGACGAUAUUAUGAAUAUCGACAACAGUCUCUUUUGUCAAAUGCGACGAUUUUUACUAGACGGUCAACCCGAUCCACGCCCAGAUGCUUGUCGCAUCUUGCCUCACACUACCCGAUCAGAUCAGUUGGUGGGCCAUUGGCAAGCUCCGCCGAUAAAGGAGGGUGAAGCGAACUUCCUCCCUCUGGAGGAUGAUUCGGGAAAUAAUGUCAACGGGAUUGCACGCCAUGUCACUCAUCAUUGCCCGGACAAGGCCAAGCGCGCCGUUCACGUCAAUGGAGAAGACAGUUACCUGUUUUUAUCCGUGCCCACCGAAACCUCCAUUGAUAGGUUCACAGUGAGUUGGUGGAUGCAGACAUCGAGCGACAAGCACGGCGGCACCGCCAUGGUGAUCCAAACCGAGCAUGCAAAACUUUAUGUACGCACCGAAAAACUGGACAACGCAUUGGCACACAAUGGAACGGUUCCCAUAUCGCUUGGACUUUCCACUUUGAUACGAGACGACUGGAUUUGGAGAACACAAGAAAACGAUCAAGUCCAGGCCUCCCCUUUCCCUAUCAAUAUGGACCUUCGGUUCCAUCAUUACACUCUGGUCAUUGAUCACUUCAACCGAUCGACGCCUCCCAUUAUCUUGUACAUGGACGGUCACGUUAUUGCAAGCAAUAAUCGUUGGGAGUGGCCGCCUGAAGCUGGUUCCAUCGUUCACGGAGUCUGGUUCGGUUCUUCAGAACCAGAAAAGAGCAACUAUCAAGAUCCAUGGGACACCGAUCUCAGUUUAGAAGCAUGCUAUGACGAUAUUCGUAUCUGGGAAAGAAGUUUGUCCCUCGAUGAAAUCCAAAAACUGGCCCAAGAGCGUCCUGUCGAGUCUAUUGUCGAUACAUCCUCAUCACUAUCAUCCUCAUAAACCUCGAUCGUUCGACCCCUCCGCCACGGUGCUAUGGCGAUCAUAAACCAAAAUCAUCUCACUCCGUCCUUCUCCCCUUCAAUAUCCUCCACCUUAAUAAUGUUCUUAAAACGGUCUUUUACUAUA